GCCUUCCCUGGAUCUGGAGACUCACCACUAGAAGACGAUGAAGUCGGGUAUUCACACACUAGAUAUAAAGACACCCCGUGGUGCUCUCCCAUCAAGGUCAAGUAUGGGGAUGUGUACUGCAGGGCCCCUCAUGGAGGAUACUACAAAACAGCCCUGGGGACCAGGUGUGACAUUCGAUGCAGGAAGGGCUACGAGCUGCAGGGCUCUUCCCAGCUAAUCUGCCAGUCAAACAAAAGGUGGUCUGACAAGGUCAUCUGCAAACAAAAGCGAUGCCCUACUCUUGCCAUGCCUGUGAACGGGGGUUUUAAGUGCACAGAUGGAGCCUACUUUAACUCCCGCUGUGAGUACUACUGCUCACCGGGAUACUCAUUAAAAGGGGAAAGAACAGUCAUGUGCAUGGACAGCAAGGCCUGGAGUGGCAGACCAGCCUCCUGUGUUGAUCUGGAGUCUCCUCGAAUUAAAUGCCCUAGUGUGAAAGAACGCAUUGCUGAACCAAAUAAGCUUACAGUUCGUGUGUCCUGGGAAACCCCUGAGGGAAGAGACACAGCAGAUGGAAUUCUAACUGAUGUUAUUCUGAAAGGCCUCCCACCAGGCUCAAAUUUUCCAGAAGGAGACCACCAGAUCCAGUACACUGUUUAUGACAGAGCUGAGAACAAAGGUGUUUGCAAAUUUCGAGUUAAAGUAAGAGUGAGACGCUGCGGCAAACUCAAUGUCCCAGAGAAUGGUUACAUGAAGUGCUCUAGUGAUGGUGAUAACUAUGGAGCCACUUGUGAAUUCUCCUGCAGUGGUGGCUUUGAGCUCCAGGGCAGCCCUGCCCGAGUGUGUCAGUCCAACUUGGCUUGGUCUGGCACAGAGCCCACCUGUGCAGCUAUGAAUGUCAAUGUGGGUGUCAGAACAGCAGCUGCACUUCUCGAUCAGUUUUAUGAGAAAAGGAGACUUCUCAUUGUGUCCACACCUACAGCCCGGAAUCUCCUCUACAGGUUGCAGCUGGGAAUGCUGCAGCAAGCGCAGUGUGGCCUGGAUCUCCGUCAUAUCACUGUGGUGGAACUGGUAGGUGUGUUCCCAACACUCAUCGGCAGAAUAAGAACAAAGAUAAUGCCUCCAGCCCUAGCCAUGCAGCUCAGGCUCUUGCUGAGAAUACCACUCUAUUCCUUCAGCAUGGUGCUUGUGGAUAAGCAUGGCAUGGACAAAGAACGCUACGUCUCCCUCGUGACACCUGUAGCCCUCUUUAACUUGGUAGACACAUUCCCCCUAAGGAAAGAAGAGAUGUUGAUGCAAGCAGAAAUGGGCCAGACCUGUAGUAGUUGA
Molecule: messenger RNA, 1308 nt
Organism: Suncus etruscus (white-toothed pygmy shrew)
Lineage: Eukaryota; Metazoa; Chordata; Mammalia; Eulipotyphla; Soricidae
Gene: SRPX
Product: sushi repeat containing protein X-linked
Exons: 10
Source: RefSeq, a predicted model, not a curated record